AUGGUUCAAGCAACACCUCCAGUGCUGACGGGAUGCAACGACCAAUCGCUCUACUUUGCGAGGUGGUAUCGACUGGUAAACAGAGAGAGGAUUCCAAUACAAGUCAAUGUCACAAUAUUCCCACCAGCAGCUUUGCAUGUCGUUGAUUCAUGCAACUUGAAGAAAUGUUAUAUGAACUCAAAAAGUGACACAAAUAAAGUCGUUGUUGAUCCGACAAGCGAAAAGUAUUUGGUGUACUUCUCAACCAUUCCCCCACCCUCGUCCACACUCCAUUUAUUGUCGAGACGUGUACCAAAAAUUGUUGUGGCCAGUCCAGUUGUACCCACCCCACAAGCGCAAACACGGAUUGGAAUCACCAAAAUUCCAACAAGUGUGUUUUGUGGUUUAAAUUGUAAAAUUCAAGUCCCAUCGUUCAACCAACAUAUUAAAAUUGGGGAGUGCCAGAAUAAAAUUAAACAAAUAUCCGCUGUUUGCGACGACGCUCAACACCCACUAACCUUUUCAUUGUGUAAAAACGGAUACACAAUUGCGUUGUUGUCCAAGAAGAGCGGCAAAUGUUCUAUUUCGUUGGUUUUGGACAAAGAAACGUCUGUCAGUCUGAGGAGGUACAAAGAAGAGACAAAGACAAAAGUCACUUCGAAAUACUUUGAAGAGACGAUUGCGCACAACCCCGGUCAAAAAAGUGAUUUCAGGAACUAUUCCAUAGCAGCAAGACGGGGGGAGACUGUCCGAGUUUUCGCGUUCAACGAAAAGAACCAGCCGAUUGCCCCAAUCUUUAACAAAGAUAAUACAGACCAAAUGAAGUGUGGGCCAAAUGGUAUAUGCACGAUGUACAAAGCCAAAAAGAAGCACGAGAAAGUGGACGUGUGUGUGCCGACGAAGAACUGUGGGACGUCUCGAAUUGUUGUGACGGUGGUGAGGGGACCUUUCAAGUUGACAAAGAUUACUCAAAUGCCCAGGUUUCUUCGAUUCAGAAGAGAGCAAACGCCGUUUUUCAAGCAAUUCUUCCCAAUGAGGCAGAGGAAGACAAGAGUGCUUGGCUUUAAUGACCUUGGAUUUCAACUCCCAAGUUUUGCGUUGUUCCGCACAUUUGACGAGAUUAGAAAGAAAAUGAUGAGAGAGUCGUUGAGAUUCGACAAGGAGUUCUCUAACUUUGAGAAUGAAAGGAAAAGUAUUUUUGGCGAGAUUGAGGACAAAAGGCCACAAAUUGCACAGGACGCUCCGAAAAGAAACGUCAAAAACAUUCCAAAUGAGUCGGUCAAGAUUGAAAAAACGCGGAACGAGCAGGCAGUUAAGCACAACGACCAAAACGUAAUAAAGAAAGUGAUUGAAAACACAGACACACGUACACAAGUUUUCAAUGAGUACAAAGAAGGCGAGUCGAAACAGUACAUCUUUAUAUCGAUCGGCGCGGUGGUCUUUGUGUUGGUGGUAGGUGUAGUUGUGUUUAUUUUCCGUCCGACUCGGUUGUUUUCAUAA
Entamoeba invadens IP1 is the source of this 1479-nucleotide messenger RNA. RefSeq lists its product as hypothetical. The coding region runs from base 1 to 1479 and encodes 492 amino acids. NCBI's taxonomy places the organism in Eukaryota, Evosea, Mastigamoebida, Endamoebidae. The record is from RefSeq and is a predicted model, not a curated record. The transcript has a single exon.